Molecule: messenger RNA, 4553 nt
Organism: Manis javanica (Malayan pangolin)
Lineage: Eukaryota; Metazoa; Chordata; Mammalia; Pholidota; Manidae
Gene: CDC20B
Product: cell division cycle 20B
Biological process (GO): positive regulation of anaphase-promoting complex-dependent catabolic process; positive regulation of ubiquitin protein ligase activity; anaphase-promoting complex-dependent catabolic process
Cellular component (GO): anaphase-promoting complex
Molecular function (GO): ubiquitin ligase activator activity; anaphase-promoting complex binding; protein binding
Source: RefSeq, a predicted model, not a curated record
UGAUGGCCCCGGGGGACCAGACUCUAGAGGUUUGAGCAGUAGGCGUCGAGUGGUUUAGAUUUGGGGGGAAAACAAGAGGCGGUCGUGGAGAGGCCGAUCCCGAGGUAGGACAAAGUCCUCCCGAGAUGGAGUGGAAACUGGAGCGCACCGCCAGGCGGAGGGUCCGGACGGAGGAAGAGGUGCUGUGGGAGAAUGUCAUGCGGAUACUCGCCAAAGACAUGAAGCAGAGAAGUCAAGGUUCUCCUAAGAUAUUUGAUGCAGUUAAUACUACAUACUCUAGCUUUAAAAGCAACUUUGUGAAGAGGCUGUCUGCCGAGAUUCCUGGUGCCAGCAGCCCAGUUACCACAAGAUGGCGGCAAAGCCAAGCCAGGGAUCUGGCAGCCCAUUUCUUUGAGGAAGAGCAUUCAACCACUGACCCAGAAGCUUCUGGAUCCAUGCUGAAGGUAACGCCUGAGAAAGGAACCUUGAUUCUAGGAUCCUACAAAGAACCCCUGAAGACCCCCAUCAAAGGAAGUUUUGAAACAAAUAACUCUGCUCUCCAUUUUUGCAAGGCACCUCAUGCUUUAGACAGAGGCUCAAAGGCAAGUGUUGCCUCAAAAGUCCUGAAAUGCCUAAGCCAGCUGUUUUUGACCCAGAAGGUGGCUCAGCAGGUUAAAGGGAAAAUGCAGCUGUGUGAGCAAUCCCAAUGUGUUUGGGAAGGGUGCAGAGAUGGAGUCAGAGGCGAAUCCUUCUAUCUUAAAAGAUUCAGUGAUAUAAACUAUUCCAUACUGCAACCAGAGGUGAGGAUUCAUCUUACAGGUCUUCGAGAUGACUACUACCUGAAUAUCCUAGAUUGGAAUUUUCAGAAUCUUGUUGCUAUAGCCCUUGGAUCUUCUGUAUACAUCUGGAAUGGGGAAAACCACAAUGAGAUUGAAAAUAUAGACUUAAGUCUCACUUGUAACUACAUAUCUUCUGUGUCCUGGAUAAAAGAGGGAAGCUGCCUGGCAGUCGGCACCAGUGAGGGAGAAGUGCAAUUAUGGGAUAUCGUAACUAAAAAGCAGAUAAGAAAUAUGGUUGGUCAUUUGUCAGUAGUUGGGGCUCUGAGCUGGAAUCACUGUAUCCUCAGCAGCGGCUCGAGACUGGGCCGUGUCCAUCAUCAUGAUGUUCGGGCAGCUCAGCAUCACGUUGGAACACUUUGCCACAAACAAGCUGUGUGUGCUCUGAAGUGGUCCCUUGAUGGCAGGCUGCUUUCCAGUGGCUGUAGUGAUGGAUUGCUGACUAUAUGGCCCCAUGAUCCAGGGGCAGAUGCCCAGGGUCAACCACUAAAAGUCAUACCCCAGCCUACAGCAGUGAAGGCCAUGGAUUGGUGUCCCUGGCAGUCUUCAGUCCUUGCUGUUGGAGGAGGAGGGAAGGAUGGUCACUUACAUAUCUUGGACAUCAAUACUGGGCAGAGCCUCCAGACCCCAAACACAGGCUCACAGAUUUGUUCCCUAAUCUGGCUACCUAAGACAAAGGAGAUUGCAACUGGCCAAGGUAUUCCUAAGAAUGACAUGACCGUGUGGGCCUGUCCAGCCCUGGCCAGGUCAGGUGAAUUUUUUGGCCACAGGGGCAGGGUGCUGCACCUGGCCUUGAGUCCAGACCAGACCCGGGUGUUUUCUGCGGCAGCUGGCGGCACAGCCUGUGUAUGGAACUGCUUCUAGGCCUUCAGCCCCUCUAAGCUCUGGUCUCCUCUAAGUGACAAUAAUGAUACUGGCCUCAUCUUCUUUGGUGUGGUUAUGAGGAUCCAACAAGGUGAUGUGCUGUUCCUAAGGUGACUGCCUGUGCUGACCUUCUUUCUCGGGUUAUAUGUGCUCUGCUUCCUCCCUUUCCAUUUCCCAGAUGUUGUCUUUGACUCUGUUCUUCUCUCCCUGAUUUCCUCCCACCUCCUCCUCCCAUUCCUGUUUCUCCUUCUUCGGUAGCUCUUCCUUGUUAGUAUUUCCAUUGCUAUAGUCAGAAUAGUAUCUACAGCAAAGAUUUCUAAACAUUUCUUUCCCACAUGACUUUUCUUCUAAGCUCCAGCCUCGUACUUUGUCUGCCUCUGGAUAUUUCCUUUUUCAGAUUCUUUCCAGUCUUUAGCUCAAACUCAACACAUUAAGAAUGCAAAUUAUUCACUUGAAAUAUGUUGGUCAAAAUCCUGCUAUAUCCUAGGCAGUGUGUCUUAUAAGUAUACAUAUUAUUCUCUCAAAAUGAGCUCCUCUGUAGGACUGUCUUUCUGUCUUCACGGACUCAUCCUUCUACUGGUCACCCCCUCACUGGUCACCGAUUAUCUGCUUAGUGCUUACUCAGCUUGCCCCUUUUUCUCUUUUCUUUUUGUUUCACUCUGGUCAUGUCCUGAAUACCUGGUGACUGAUCAGUUGUCAUUGUCUACUAACCGGUUUCCCAUCUAUACUCUUCAUGGUCUCCAUCUCACUGUGAGGUUAAAUUUCUGAACGCACUGUGCUGAUCCUCUGUGUCUCCUAACAAACUCUCAAUGACUCCCUAUCACCUGCCCCCUCGGCCUCAACCUCAUGGUCCUGAGUCCAGAAUGUGAAGUCAGGCAACCUGUUCCUACCUUGGCUCUGCCAUAAACUGGCUGAGUGAGCUUGGGCGUGUCACAGCAUUUGCAAGAAUAGGAAUUGGAUUGGAUAACCGCCAAGCUUUCUUCAAGCUUUAUCUUCCUAAUGUUCUACCCUCCUCUGUUAGUCCACACUCAGGUCCCAUCUUAGCCCUGGACUAAGCCUUGUGACUUCUUGCCUCCAUGCCUUGUAGGAGCUUUUGAAUUCCCACUCCUCUGUCCCUUCUUUUUCCUUGUCUCUUAAGUUCUGACCUCUCCAGAAAGUGUUUUGAAAAUGAUGUUAACCUGGGUUUGAACUCUUGGCAUCACCUAUUUGUUAGUAAUACACUAUUCUAGCUGUUUUUAAAAAAUCUUUUAUCACUAUGUGAAUCUUUGGUUACUUCAGUUUUAACAUGCUUAUUUCUUCCCUGGACUAUUCAACUGAGAGCUGGGAGAGCAUGCAUUAUACUUUUUAGUGCUCUUUAUAAUGUUUUGCAUAUGUCAGAUAACAAGUAUUGAUUAAUUUGUUUGCUUUGUCAUAAAAUGUUUUUUUACCAGUACAUAUACACUCCCUUCCUUUCCCCCUUCCCCCCAAAAAUCCCAUAUAACAAAACAAAGCCUUGAUAAUUGAAAAGUGUAAUAAUAUAUACAGGGGGAGUUAGGACUCUCCUGCCAAAUUAGUGUUAACUUGCCAAUAUAUUCUCUUCUUUUCCCUGUUUUUUAACUCAGAAAAGCUACUUGGUAGUGCUAGUAAUUUUUGUUUUAGAAAAUUUUAGGUCAUCAAAAGCUGCAAAUGUGAUACUUCACUGUAAUACACACUGUUCUUUAAGCUAAUGGUUUUAAUUUGAUCUUCCUCUUAAUUGUUUAGCAGGGAAAUGAGUCAAAUGAUUCGACCAUUUCUAGGGUCCUCUAGUAUUCUGACCUGGGUACUUCUAUCUUAACUGUUUCAUGAUACUGCAACAUGAUCAAAGACCACUUUGCCCAUUUAAUACCAGUGUGUGAACAAGAGGCUCUCACUUAAGGAAAAAUAAUGACAGAGGUUUCCCGGCUAAUGAAAGCAGAGCAUUCCUGUGAAAGCUCGGAAACCGAAAUGGCAUGAAUUGAAGAAGCAAUUACCAUUAAUUUACCUGGAAACAUUCUUGAGUCUUCCCAGAUGCUCAAAAUAACCUGUUGAGCUUUUCUGAUACCUUAGGACACAUCUUGCUAACGGAGGCACAGAAUAAAUGGAGACAAAGCAUGGAUGCCCACAGACACAGUCCAAAGCUCCAGCAGCUUGACUUCCCAGGCAAGCAGCUCGGUGGGGCCGUUCUGGCUGCCUGGGGUUUGUGCUGCCCCUUUAAAUGGCUCCCUGCAAAACAAAUCCUGAACACUAGUUUUGCUUUUCUCCUUUUUUUUCUAAAAGCCAGAAUCCUCUUGGAUUUCUUUUGGUUAGUGAAAACAGGCACUAAUAUCUGUCUUUAAUAAAAAUGAAAUGAUGUAACAUGAACUUUUGGAAGUAGGGGUACCUGUGUAUCUUUUACAUGCUUUUUGUUUUAGUGGAAAGUCUGGGAUAUGCUUUUAGUAAAGAAAAAAUUGAACUUACAGAUAAUACACAAAACAGAAGCCUUUGUUACAACUCAUAUUUUAAUUUUGUAAUUUAAAAUUUUUAUUGAGUAAUAAUUCACAUAUAGUAAAGCACAUAAGUCUUAAGUGUAUGGUUUGAUAAAUUUUUUAUUUAUGAAUAGAUAACUGUGUAACCACCAUCCAGUUCAAGAUAUGAACAUUUCUUAUCUUCUAAAAGACUUCUGUAAGACCUAAGGGCCUUAUUCUGGUCUGUGCUUCCCCCCAGUGAGGAGACGAGGGCCAUGGCAGAUCGAUGCAACAAGCAAGAGGUUUAUUAUUCCAGCUAGCUGGGGUCCAAGUGUCCGCCCGACACAGCAGGUUUCAGCAAGGACCCCGAGCACUCAAAGCCAAGGGUUUAUAUAGCAUUUUCAAAGCACUUAACUCAUAGUAAUUUUCCACA